This is a messenger RNA of Arabidopsis thaliana (thale cress), 207 nucleotides long. RefSeq lists its product as uncharacterized. Lineage: Eukaryota; Viridiplantae; Streptophyta; Magnoliopsida; Brassicales; Brassicaceae. The record is from RefSeq and is marked reviewed. The transcript has a single exon. Bases 1 to 207 code for a protein of 68 amino acids.
AUGCAUGUACGUGACACCGAUCAGGUGAUGAAUUUCAAAGCCCAAAUUGUAUUUGGAGGCCGCCAAGUGUAUUUACACUAUUACAUGCAGAUUGAUCAGUUCUUGAAGGCCAAGUGUCUUUUUGUCACUCUCACUAUUGCAUGCACAUUGUCAAUUUUCUGUUAUAGUCUCCUCGUUUUAAGGCGUGAUAUUCGCAUGUGUUUGUAA